AUGGAAGAGCUAGGGUCGAGCAUCUACAAGGGUCACUCGGAUAAACGCAACAACAGCAGCACGGUACUGGACCUCAUCGAGCGCCGUCUCCCCUCUAUCAUGCAUCCGUAUACCAUAACUAUCACCCGCACCGACUGGAUUAGCGGCUACUCAAUCGCCAUCCAAGACGCCUUCAACCUCACCUGGAAGCUCUCCCUCGUCCUAAAAGGCCAUGCCGACUCCAAGCUUCUCGAGACAUACAACUCCGAGCUCUUGCACAUUGCGCACCAACUCAUUGACUUUGACAAGAAGUUCGCGAAGAUGUUGGGUCGCAAAAGGGCCUCAAUGCGCCUGAGUUCCGCGAUGCGGAACGUUGCAGAUGAGGAGGCGAAGUAUCCGAUAACACUGGGGAAGAGGAUUCUACCUAUGCGGAUGCUACGGCAUAUUGGUGGCUGGGACGUCCAUUUGCUCGACGUAAUGCCGUCGAAUAGUCACUUCUAUGUUGUUGUUUUCGCGGACGACAUUCUUGCCUCGGAGAGCGCCGAGCGAGAGUUUGCGGAGCUAUAUCAGAGCCUUUGUAAGCCAUCCUUAUUACUGAAUCGCUACAACGCCCCAAGGACGCAGGCAGACUGGGACUAUGAGGAUGUGGAUAUUACUUCGGAGAGGAGCGAUGGCAAAGUGGUGGAUUUGUUUGUGCUGCACACAUGCGACCACCUAAAGAUGGAGCUGAGGCCCAAAUAUGAGCAACAGAAAUAUAGAUUUUAUGAGGAUAGGGAGGAUAAAGAGCUUCAGCGGCGCGUUGUCAAGACGGAUAGGGUGACGAUGAAACUGGUUAGGCCGGAUAGUUAUGUCGGGAUGCUUUAUACAGCCAGCGCGUUGCGGAAAAUGGAGGAAUACAUGGACGGCUUUGUAAUUAAGAGGACGUAG
This is a messenger RNA of Coniosporium apollinis CBS 100218, 906 nucleotides long. RefSeq lists its product as uncharacterized. Gene Ontology annotation, molecular function: FAD binding. The record is from RefSeq and is a predicted model, not a curated record. NCBI's taxonomy places the organism in Eukaryota, Fungi, Ascomycota, Dothideomycetes. The transcript is spliced from 3 exons. Bases 1 to 906 code for a protein of 301 amino acids.